UGAAUAUCAAAAACAUUAUGUAACUUCAGAUUGUUCCUUAUUAUAGAAUAAAAUUAUAUAAUUUUAGUUGCUUUGAUAAUUUGCUUAUUUAUUUAGAGACAAGAUCUCACUAUGUUCCCCUGACUAGCCUGGAAAAGAUUGUUUUAUAAUAUGCUAAUAGAUUGUGUUAAAUUAUUUUUUCUUAAUACACGCUAUUGUAUUGUAAAAAAUUGUUUUUAUGCUUUUCCUCUUCUGGGGACAGUGAUUAGAGGCACUCAGGAUGGUCCAGCAUUUUACAUACCGUCGUAGGCUUUCCUACAAUACAGCCUCUAACAAAACUAGGCCGUCUCAAAUCCCUGGCAACAGGAUUGUUUACCUGUACACCAAGAAGGCUGGGAAAGCACCUAAGUCCGCUUGUGGCGUAUGCCCAGGCAGACUGCUAGGUGUUCGAGAGACCCAAGUCCUUAUGAGAUUGUCUAAGACAAAGAAGCAGGUCAGCAGGGCCCAUGGUGGCUCUAAGUGUGUCCAUGACAGGAUCAAGAUGGCUUUCCUUAUUGAGGAGCAGGAAAUCAGUAUGAAAAUGUUGAAGGCACAAGCACAGAAUCAGAAAGCAAAGUUUUUUAGGUAA
This is a messenger RNA of Rattus rattus (black rat), 607 nucleotides long. Its product is annotated as 60S ribosomal protein L34-like. Gene Ontology annotation, biological process: translation. The record is from RefSeq and is a predicted model, not a curated record. The transcript has a single exon. Gene Ontology annotation, cellular component: ribosome. Gene Ontology annotation, molecular function: structural constituent of ribosome. NCBI's taxonomy places the organism in Eukaryota, Metazoa, Chordata, Mammalia, Rodentia, Muridae. The coding region runs from base 260 to 607 and encodes 115 amino acids.